AGGCCCCAGCCCUGUCGCCAUUGAGCGAAGCUAAUAUUCUCCCCGGCAUAUGGUCCCCCAAAAUCUUUGCUAGAGAUCCGGGAAAACAAACGAACAAAACAACAAAAUCCCCGUGCCACCUCUCGUUGGAGCCCCACCCAACAUCCAGGCUGCCUGCAAACUUCCUGGCUGGUCCCCGGACGGUGCACUGCUGGACACCGCUGUCAGGGCGGGUGGGAAUUUGCAGCUGCGAUGCGGCGCAAGCCAUACAGUUGAGUGCGACGCGGGAGUUCCGGAGCCGCUGGCAUGGGAGCAGCAGUGAAAGCAGCCAGUCUGAGAUAUUGACACUAUAGAAAAGAACUGUCAGCUCACUCCUCGUAUUGAUCUGGCUUCUCUACAAACAGAGAAUCUUCUCCCUACCAGAGACUACAGUUCUGCCCCAGAGACAACAAGUAUGAAUACCACAGACAGUGGUGUCAACUGUCUAUGUGCCAUCUGUGGUGACAGAGCAACAGGAAAGCACUAUGGGGCAUCCAGCUGUGAUGGCUGCAAAGGCUUUUUCAGGCGUAGCAUUCGGAAGAGUCACGUUUAUUCCUGCAGGUUCAGUCGCCAGUGUGUUGUUGACAAGGACAAAAGGAAUCAAUGCAGAUACUGUCGAUUAAGAAAAUGUUUUAGAGCAGGAAUGAAAAAAGAAGCGGUGCAAAAUGAGCGCGACAGAAUCAGCACAAGAAGAAGCACGUACGAGGGCACCAACAUCCCCUCCAUCAAUACUCUGGCACAAGCCGAAGUGAGGUCCUGCCAGAUCUCAGUCCCAAACCCCAGCGCCAGCACUGACAUAAACGUUAAGAAAAUUGCAAGCAUCAGUGACGUUUGUGAGUCCAUGAAGCAACAGCUCUUAGUAUUGGUGGAAUGGGCCAAAUACAUUCCUGCCUUCUGUGAAUUGCCUUUGGAUGACCAGGUGGCCCUAUUGAGAGCUCAUGCCGGGGAGCACUUACUUCUUGGAGCUACAAAGAGAUCCAUGAUGUACAAAGAUAUUUUGCUUCUGGGAAACCACUACGUUAUUCACCGCAACAGCUGUGAAGUUGAAGUCAGCCGUGUGGCCAAUAGAGUUCUUGAUGAGCUGGUUAGACCCUUCCAAGAGAUCCAGAUAGAUGACAACGAGUACGCAUGCUUGAAGGCCAUUGUGUUUUUUGACCCAGAUGCAAAGGGAUUGAGUGACCCUGGGAAGAUUAAGAACAUGCGGUUCCAGGUGCAGAUCAGCCUGGAGGACUACAUCAAUGACCGGCAGUAUGACUCGCGCGGCAGGUUCGGAGAGCUGCUGUUGCUGCUGCCAACCCUUCAGAGCAUCACCUGGCAGAUGAUCGAGCAAAUUCAGUUCGUCAAACUGUUCGGCAUGGUCAAAAUUGACAACCUCCUGCAGGAAAUGUUGCUGGGUGGUGCGGCCAAUGAUGGUGGUCAUCCCCAUCACCCAAUGCACCCACAUUUGUCUCAAGAUCCACUAACUGGGCAAACUAUACUUUUAGGUCCAAUGUCCACACUGGUUCAUACAGACCAGAUUGCCACUCCAGAAACCCCACUUCCUUCCCCACCCCAAGGCUCUGGACAAGAGCAGUACAAAAUCACUGCAAACCAAGCUUCAGUCAUUUCACAUCAACCCCUUUCUAAGCAAAAGCAACUGUGAGAUGGAGCUUCAUUUCAAAUGGCACUGCACAAAUGUGAAACACAUUGGUCUUCAAAUGUCUCAGGAUGAUACUUUUGUCUAGUUUAGGCAAGGCUUCUUCAUGGUGCUGUUGUAAGAUGGUAUCCUAUUUUCUUGUCUAUAAAUACAUUUUGUUUAUUGUUGCUGUAAAGUAAAGCUUUCACAUGCAACCUAUGUAUAUUUGACUUAUACAGUUAUAUAGACUGUUAUAUAGUGUAUCAUUUCCAACUGUCCCUGCACUGUGCCUGAACCACUGAUGUAUGACUUCUAUUUUUUUUCAUAAUAUUAAUUUAAAUUUGUAAAUAUUUGCUUUGGUAUGAUCUGAUGCAGAACCCAGUGUUCUUUUGGUAGAUAAGAAAUGCUAGUUAAUACAAAAUCAAGUAAUUUUUUUAUAAUAUCAAAUUGUAAACUUAAAGAUUUAGUAGCUAUAGAAUAGAGUAUUUAUCUGAUGGAGAAUACAUCAGGGCUUGCUGUGGCCAGCAGUAAAUGUGCCUAUGUUAAAUUCAGAGAAUCAGCAGCAUUGUAAAGAUGACUGGUGAUUUUCUGCAAUGUGACUAUAUUUGAAGAGGUCUGCUAAAGCAAAGAAUGCUGCUGCUUUUAGUUAGCAUAAAGGCCAAUGGAAAACAGAGAAAUAUGAAACCAUAUUUCAACAAAAAAUGUGAUUUAUUUCUUAUUCCUAGGACAUCUGGAAAGCCCCCCAUUCAUUGGAACUUAGCAUGUCUCCUGGGAAGUCAGGAGAGUCUUUCUAGAGAGAUGUGUGUCAGUUCACGACAUGGAAUGCUAUGGGAGAAAGGAUGCUGGGGAGCAAAUUAUUGAUUACAUUUGCUCAACCCACUUCUGAUUGGCUUUAAUCUGAAUGUGUCACAAAAGAAUACAUGAAAUUAUUACAGAGUGCUUUUGUAAACACCCAAUGGCUGAUGAUGAAAUAUUAUUUGUCAUGGUACUCAUAAAUAUAAGUAACAAGUAGUAUUUGCAGUGAGGAAAACAGACCAGUUUUGUAUCUCUUGCAAUCUUCACAUCAUCCCCUAAAGUACUAAAGAUAAAAUGUACACUAGAUUUAUUUUCAUGACUUAGAAAUUUUUGCAACAUAGAAUUUUGCUGAACAUUUAAUUCUAGAUUGAGAAGUAGCCCCAACUACCUGAGAUAACUCAUAGAUGGGAUUUAUUUUAAAAGCACUAAAAGUCAUCAAUGUGUAUCUAUGUAUUUCUCUUUCUUCUGCUCCUUUUCCCUCCCUCCCUCCCUUCCUCCCUCCCUAUCGAUCUAUAUCUAUCUAUCUAUCUAUCUAUCUAUCUAUCUAUCUAUCUAUCUAUCUAUUGAUCGACUGAUCUAUCAAUCUUCUAUCUAAUCUAUUUCUUUGUGUGUGUCUGUCUGUCAUGCCUUUCUUGUUUCGUUCCCUCUCUUACAUUUACUGAAGCAGUGAAUAUGGUUGAAUAUAUAGCUGUAGAAAUUUAUCUAACAUCUAUCAAGAGAAAAGAGUACCUCUAUCUUCAGGAUUUUGGAUUAAAGUUCUCAAGGAAUCUUCUCAAUUUCUCAGAUUAUGAGUCAUAUCCUCUACCUACCUAAUAGCACAAAAGUCACUGUAGUAUUAACUAUAUUGGCUCUAAAUAUCAAAUAAUGUGAAAGCUAUCAGUGAUUUCACAGAAACAGAUAUAUUUACUCAAACACUAUGAUCCUCAUGAAACUAAAAUAUAACAUUGAUGGAGGAUUUGGGAAGACAAGACGAGAGAGAGAGAGAGAGAGAGAGAGAGAGAGAGAGAGAGAGAGUUUCUUAAUUCUGAAUAUUUUAAACCUUCACUCUUCAGGAAAUUAGCAAGUUACUAAAUUUCAUGAAUGAAAUAUCUGUAGGUUUUUGUUUACUUGUUUAUUGUUAAUUCUUCUAAAGGACAAAAAGUCUGUUUGGGAAUAUAUAUAUAUAUAUAUAUAUAUAUAUAUAUAUCAUAACAAAAUACUUUAAGCUAGAAAGAAUAAACAACGGAAGUUUGUUUUUCAUAGCUGUCCAUGUUGGGAAGCCCAACAUAAAGAAUUAUCUGAUGCUCUGGUUCAUAGGUAGCUGUUUGUGAGAUAGUCUCAGGGUACCUCUUUCAUGAGAACAGGAUGCUCACUCAUGUAGGCUCUACUCUCAUGGUCUCCUCCCUUCGAGUUUUCCCACCUUUGCAUAUCAUCACAUACGUGACUACAUUUCAACAAAAAUGUGGAGGCUUAUGGGCAUUCAAGCCAUAGAAAAUAAUUUAAAAAUACAAAAUUCAAAAUUUAUUUUUAGUAAAUAAUGUAUCAACAAUGACUUAUUAAACAUAUAUUUUAGAAACUAUUACUAAUAAUUCUGUUUGGAAAACUAUGGUCAGUGAAUUUGUAAUAUACAACGUUUGUAUACUGAACUGCCAAAAAUGUUUUCAUCAUACUAUCAAUAUAUUGUUAAAGUUAUUGCUUUUAUAUAAUACA
This is a messenger RNA of Rattus norvegicus (Norway rat), 4117 nucleotides long. RefSeq names its product hepatocyte nuclear factor 4, gamma (gene Hnf4g). Lineage: Eukaryota; Metazoa; Chordata; Mammalia; Rodentia; Muridae. Gene Ontology annotation, molecular function: DNA binding; DNA-binding transcription factor activity; zinc ion binding. Gene Ontology annotation, cellular component: nucleus. The record is from RefSeq and is marked validated. Gene Ontology annotation, biological process: DNA-templated transcription; positive regulation of DNA-templated transcription; regulation of DNA-templated transcription.